GUGGUUCCCAUUUCGGUUUGCAACGAGUACUGCCAUCCUGGCUUUCAGAAGAAAAGGAAGGAAGGAGAAAAGUUUUGUUGUUAUGAAUGUGCUCUAUGCCCAGCAGGAAGGAUUUCAAACCAGACAGAUAUGGAUGACUGUUUCAAAUGUCCUGAAGACGAGUACCCAAAUGAGAACAAAAAUGGAUGCCUGCCCAAACUUGAAAUCUUUUUGUCUCAUGAAGAACCUUUAGGGUGGGGUUUAGCCUUGGUUGCUCUCUCUUUUUCCCUGAUCACAGCCUGGGUCUUAGGAAUUCUCAUGAAGCACAAAGACACCCCCAUUGUCAAAGCCAACAAUCGGGACCUCACCUACACUCUCCUCAUCUCUCUCCUCCUCUGCUUCCUCUCGUCUUUCUUUCUUGGACGACCUGGAAAGUUGAGCUGCCUCCUCCAACAGCCGGCCUUUGGCAUCAUCUUUUCAGUGGCCGUUUCUUGUGUCUUGGCCAAAACCAUCACCGUGGUUGUGGCUUUCAUGGCCACCAAACCAGGAUCCAACAUGAAGAAAUGGCUGGGAAGAAGGACAGCAAACUGCAUUGUGCUCUCCUGCUCCUUGGGUCAAGCAGGAAUUUGUUCUGUGUGGUUAGGAACAUCUCCCCCAUUCCCAGCAUUUGACAUGCAAUUGUUGAAUGAAGAGAUUAUUGAAUUAUGUAACGGAGGCUCUGUUAUCAUGUUUUAUCUUGUCCUGAGCUAUUUGGGCUUUUUAGCCCUCGUCUGCUUCAUGUUGGCCUUCUUAGCCAGGAAACUUCCAGACACUUUUAAUGAGGCCAAGUUCAUCACCUUCAGCAUGGUGGUCUUCUGCAGUGUUUGGGUGUCCUUUGUUCCCACCUAUUUGAGCACCAAGGGGAAACACAUGGUUGCUGUGGAGAUCUUCUCUAUCUUAGCUUCCAGUGCUGGCCUCUUGAUUUGCAUCUUUGCUCCCAAGGUUUACAUUAUUCUCUUGAGGCCUGAAUUGAACACCAAGGAGCAGCUUAGAAGGUGGAAAAAAGAAUGA
Pogona vitticeps (central bearded dragon) is the source of this 1029-nucleotide messenger RNA. Lineage: Eukaryota; Metazoa; Chordata; Lepidosauria; Squamata; Agamidae. The record is from RefSeq and is a predicted model, not a curated record.